GACUUGCCCUUUGAACUAUGUCUAUGAACCAAUCCACCUUAGAUCUAGAUCGAUCCCUACCAACCUAUUUUUUAGUGUUGAAGCUGUGAUUGUGACUGUUCGAUCCAAUGGCUAUACAGAAGUCAGAAAUUGAAGUGUCGAUCGUGAUGCCAGUGCAUAACGGAGCCGCCUGGCUGGAUGAGGCUCUCAGCUCAGUCCUGGAGCAGACCUUCACUGGGACCAUGGAACUGUCUGUAUUCAACGAUGCCUCCACUGACUCUUCUGUGACCGUACUUGAGUCAUGGAGAGAGAGGCUUGAGAGACGCGACAUCGCCAUGGUUAUUGGUGGACAUCAUGGACAACCUGCAGGAACUGGGUUUGGUCGGAAUCAAGCUAUCAAGCAGAGCUCUGGGAGGUACCUGUGCUUCUUUGAUGCAGUGAGUGUGCCCAUGGUACCCACCUAUUGUGUGUCAUUUGUGGCUACUUCUGAGGAUGAUGUCAUGGCUACCGACAGAGUUGAGCUCCAGCUCAGAACAGCCAUAGACAAUCCUACUGACACAUUGGUUGGCAGUUGCUUUACGAGGACCCCAGCUGGCUCUACAGAGAGGUACACAAGAUGGUGCAACACACUCUCUCCCACACAGCUCCACACACAGGCUUUUACUGCGUUUGGUCCUACACUCAUACAACCAACCUGGUUCUGUAGUCGAGAACUUGUUGACAAACUGGGGCCUUUCUCGGAGCAAGGAAGGGGUACUCCAGAGGAUUUAAUAUUCUUCUAUAAGCACCUCUCUGAAGGAGGAAAGUUGUUGAAGAUUGAGCGGCCUCUUUUGGUCUAUCGUUACCAUCAAGAUUGCGAAUCAUUCAAUGUUAACAGACAGACAAUAUGGGACUUGAGGGUGGAGAUGAUUCAAGGCGCUGUCUUGACAAAGUGGCCGUCUUUCACCAUUUGGAAUGCUGGUAAGCAAGGAAGGAGGUUCUACCGCUCUCUCCGUCCUGAAAACCAGGCCAAGGUUAAUGCAUUCUGUGAUGUUGAUGAAAAGAAGAUAUCUCAAGGUGUCUACAUUUAUGAGAAAAGUGAGAGACUACCCAAACCCCGUGUGCCUAUUGUACACUUCACUGCCGCUAAACCACCCUUCAUUUUGUGUGUGAAAUGGGAUCUAACUGGUGGUGAGUUCGAGGAAAACCUGGCUUCUCUGAAACUAACAGAGGGAGAGGAUUACUAUCAUUUCAGCUAGUCUAAGAGCAUAUAUAAUUAUAUAUACGCUUCACAUGUGACAGCUGGCUUCGUUCACUACCUGGCCGGUACCGUGCAGUGACAUCAUCAAGUUUAUUGGCCAUUGUGGCUGCAUAUGCACUUUUAUAAUUGUCAUCUCAACAUGUUUUUAAAUUAAUAAUGGUGAUGUUGAAAUUGUGUUCACACGAUCAUUUAAUGUAUGAUGCCUAGUGCAUAAAAGUUUAACACAUACGAAGACGAUAAAGAGUUCUAGCAAUUGCCCAUACGUACUAGCUGUCGGUAGCAGGUUGUCUGACUGAUUCUGUAGGUGUGUAAGGAAGGUAAUAAUAACAACAGCUAGUGUGUAAUGCUGCAGUAUUUCGU
Messenger RNA from Halichondria panicea, 1579 nucleotides. RefSeq names its product queuosine-tRNA galactosyltransferase-like. The record is from RefSeq and is a predicted model, not a curated record. NCBI's taxonomy places the organism in Eukaryota, Metazoa, Porifera, Demospongiae, Suberitida, Halichondriidae.